Molecule: messenger RNA, 1566 nt
Organism: Seminavis robusta
Lineage: Eukaryota; Bacillariophyta; Bacillariophyceae; Naviculales; Naviculaceae
Source: the annotation of a GenBank genome assembly
UUGUUCGUACUACAUGACUGGAUGUUAUUGAUCUUUUGUUGCCUUUUGUCAUGGAUGCAACAAGUUGCUUGUCGUAAAGGAAACUACUAGAUCUAGUACAACGGGGCAAGGAGAGAAGUGGAGGACGGAUAAGACGGAGGGCGAUCAAUGGCACGUCGACCGGACAACCGAUCAACGAGACAGAUCUGACCCAACAGUGUCCGAUCGAUUGUGUUGCAAGCAAGCGAUUGCAGGAUGGGUGGGCGUGUGUGACUGGUGGAUGUGGUUUGUGCCAGGUACUCUACUAGCUAGCUAGCUAGAAGCAUACAGUAUUAGAGAUUAGUGUUUACCUGGAGUUACGAAUAUUUCUUUGAAAGCAACUUAGGGACGAAACCUGUCAUAGCACAACGAUGGAUUUGUCCCUUCCCGGCUUCAAGUUCCCGGUCAAGGUUGAGUGGUGCCUAACUACACGGUAUAGCACACCUGCCCGGUCGUCAGUCGUUGUAAGAAUGCAUACCGCAGCCCCGAGUGACUCAGUCCCAAUUCCCACAACGUCCGUCCCUUCUACCCCGCUGCCAUUGCUUUUCCCCAUCCUCAUCUUAGUUCUCUCUAACGUAACUUUCCCGUUUACUUGUGGCUGGCUUUGUCGGAUAGUAGUCUAUUGAGUUACGCACUGUACUGUACUGUAAGGUACCAUGGCAGCAGCCCCUCAACAAGCCCUCUCGAGUGGAGGCAAGGUCCUAUUUGGAUCUCUCUGUGCCGGUACAUUUGUGUUGGGUGUCUGGCAAACGCAACGAUUCUUUGAAAAGCAAGUGUUGACUACUGCCCGUGAAGAGCAAAUGCAACAAGCUCCACUAACGUCCUUGACGGCAGCCAUGCAUCUGCGACAAGAAACUCCCUUUCGACGAUGGCAAGUGACGGGUCAGUUUGUUCACAAGGGAGAAGUACUGGUGGGACCACGAGGACUCCCUCCCGGUGCCUUGCCCAAAAAGACGACACCAUCGAGAGGUGUCAUGGGUGAUUCCAGUGCCGGUACGGGACCACAGGGAUACUUUGUUGUGACGCCAUUUGAAAUUACCGAAGAAGAUGCCACGUCCAAAUCCACACGUACCGUGCUGGUCAAUCGAGGAUGGAUCCCCAAGGAAUUCAUUGAUCAAACUACCAACACAAAGGGACUUUGGAGUCGACCGGAAGGAUCUUGCAUGAUUUCCGCCAUUCCCAUUCAAUUUGAGGAACCCAAAUGGCUCAAGCCACAACACGAUUUUUCCAAACGACCAUUGAGACUCAUCUUCUAUGAUGGAGAUGCCUUCAAGGUCGUGUUGGAACAAAUUCGUGAUGACAACAACAAUCCACGCAAUAAAGUGACAGAGGAAGAAGAAUCCCUCAUUCUCUUGACGCAAAUCAAAGACACGGAUCAUCAAAAAGAUGUCAAAAAAUUGGCGUUUCCAUUGCAAUCACCGGCCGAUCAAGUGGGUGAAUACAAAAUUAGUCCUCUUAUUCAUGCUGGAUACGCUACCACUUGGUUUGGUUUGUCCGGUGCUGGCUUGUACAUGACACGCAAGUUGUUGACAAGAGGAAGAUAGUAGG